AUGACAAGCCCAGAUUCGCAGACAGCAGAGUUGGACCGUCAGUUCCUCGACACUGUCACCAUCCAGGGCCGGGAGUAUCAAAAGUACUCUAUCGACCACAACAUCUAUUUCGGACCCGUUGACGACGAAGAAGCCCAGAGUCUGGAUCAUCAGCAAAAAAUCUUCCAAAAAAUCUUUGACGACCGCCUAGUAUUUCCACCAAUUCCACGGCUGCGAAGAGUGUUGGAUUGUGGACAUGGAUCCGCCUCGUGGGCUGUGGACGUUGCUGAACAGUAUCCAAAUUGCGAUGUCAUUGGCGUAGACAUCGCACCGCAAAUGACCCCGGAUGAUGUGCCUGAAAAUCUUUGGCUCCAGAAGGGAUCCUGUAGAAGGGAUCCUGGUCUUGAGAUUCAUAUCCGGGAAGCACUGAAAUGCUUGCCGGUCGAUGACCUGAACCGAAGAUUCACAUUCCCCUCGAACCAUUUUGACCUGGUCCAUUCUCAACUUCUUGCAACGGGCAUCCACCGUGCGCGAUGGCCAUCUUACAUCCACGAUAUCGUCAGGGUAUUGAAGCCGGGAGGAUGGAUCCAAAUGGUCGAAAUAUACUUCAACGUUCAGUCUGACAAUGGCUCUCUCACUGACCAGCAUGCUUUGCGAAGGUGGAGUACGCAAUUUAUGCGUGCAUUGGAAGAUCAAAAAGACCUCCGUAUCGGAUCGAGACUGCAAGAUCUGUGCAUGAGGGAGGGUUUGGAGGAAGUUGACAGCAAGAUGAUCCCGCUCCCUUUAUCUGCAUGGCCGACUGAUUCAAGGAUGCGAUCUAUCGGACAAUCCAAUGGUGAUAACAUCCAACAGCUUCUUCGAUCCCUGGCGCUACAUCCACUCACCCAGCGUUUGCACAUGUCGAGAGAGAAAUUUGACUUGCUGGUGGAAAAUUCCCAGCAAGAGGCGAUAAAUCCUUCAUUGAAGGCAUACUUCCCAUUAUACAUUUGCAUUGCCCGAAAGCCGGCAUGA
Molecule: messenger RNA, 990 nt
Organism: Penicillium taxi
Lineage: Eukaryota; Fungi; Ascomycota; Eurotiomycetes; Eurotiales; Aspergillaceae
Product: class I SAM-dependent methyltransferase
Exons: 9
Coding region: 1-990 (329 amino acids)
Molecular function (GO): methyltransferase activity
Source: RefSeq, a predicted model, not a curated record